AUGGAGAGGACGCUGCUCUGGAUGGAGACGCUCUUCUUCUCUGCGUUAUUGCUGGUUGGAGUGGCUCAUUGUUCUCAGGGUCGAUUCGCACACAAGCUCUUGAAUGAUCUGAUGGAGAAUUACUCCAGUGCUCUGCGACCGGUGGAUGACACGGACAAAUCCCUCAACGUCACACUGCAGGUCACGCUGUCUCAGAUCAAAGACAUGGACGAGAGGAACCAGGUGUUAAUCGCGUAUCUGUGGAUCAGACAGACGUGGCACGACGCCCAUCUGAAGUGGAGUAAAGAGGAGUACGAUGGUCUGGAGGUGAUCCGGAUUCCCAGCAGCCUCGUGUGGAGGCCGGAUCUGGUGCUGUAUAACAAGGCGGAUGAUGACUUCUCCGGGCCGGUGGACACUAACGUGGUUCUGCGGUAUAACGGUGAGAUCACGUGGGACGCUCCGGCCAUCACUAAGAGCUCAUGUGUGGUGGAUGUUUCCUACUUUCCUUUCGACAGCCAGCAGUGCAACCUGACCUUCGGCUCGUGGACCUACAAUGGAAACCAGGUGGACAUCACCAUGGGGAUGGACAGUGGCGACCUGUCGGACUUCGUGGAGAACGUAGAGUGGGAAUGUCACGGAAUGCCGGCCACUAAGAACGUGAUCAUGUACGGCUGCUGCUCGGAUCCGUAUCCCGACAUCACCUACACACUCCUGCUGCAGAGACGCAGCUCCUUCUACAUCUUUAACCUGCUGCUGCCCUGCUUCCUCAUCUCCUUCCUCGCUCCUCUGGGCUUCUACCUCCCUGCCGACUCGGGAGAGAAGGUCUCGCUGGGCGUCACGGUCCUGCUGGCGCUCACCGUCUUCCAGAUGAUGGUCGCGGAGAGCAUGCCUCCCUCCGAGAGCGUUCCUCUGAUCGGUAAAUACUACAUAGCGACGAUGACUAUGGUCACAGCGUCCACUGCUUUAACCAUCUUCAUCAUGAACAUUCAUUUCUGUGGAGCCGAGGCCAAACCGGUGCCGAACUGGGCCAAAGUCCUCAUCAUCGACUACAUGUCCAAGAUCUUCUUCGUCUAUGAGGUCGGCGAGAGCUGCGCGUGUCCGUUCGGACAGAUGGAGGAAUCCGAGUCCUUCCACAGUCAGAAGCAGAAGAAGCAGCUCCAUCCCAAAGAGAAAGCGAAAGGAGCUCCGCCCACCUGCUGUCCCGACGACGACAAACCAGCCGCCUUCACGCUGACCUUUGACCCCUGCGUUUACUGCGGUUGCCGUGGCAACAGCGGAACCCUCGGCUGCGACCCGAAGCUGGUCCGGAACGUGGAAUACAUCGCAAGCUGCUUCCGCGAGCAAAAGGCCACGUGCCUGAAAGUGGCCGAAUGGAAGAAGGUCGCCAAGGUCAUGGACCGAAUCUUCAUGUGGAUAUUUUUCAUCAUGGUCUUCCUCAUGAGCAUCCUCAUCAUCGGGAAAGCACCUUGACCAGAGAGAGCACAGACGUCAUAUUCAGUUAGACUAUUUGACAUAUUCAUUUACAAUAUUAAGAUCUUAUAAUUUUUUUAACUACUUACUACAGUCGUUUUGUUUUUGAGUCAGACAGAUUGUGAUGUAUUAUGCAUCAUGCUGGAGCCUCUCUGUGUGUGUGUGUGUGUGUGUGUAAGAUAAUCUGAGUAUUAAUAAUGCAGACUUUUGCCUCUCAAUGAGCACAUCAGUUAUAUCAGUCUUUCUGAUAACAGAUCCGCUUUUCUUCAUUAGAAGGCUGUGACCCGUCUUCAUUACAGGAGUCUCUCUCUCACACACGUGUGUAAAUGAAGAUUAAUAGACUUAUAGAGAAUACACUGUAUGUAGACUUACAUGAGGGGGAUGUUUUAUAAUGUAUAUAUUA
This is a messenger RNA of Carassius gibelio (silver crucian carp), 1852 nucleotides long. Its product is annotated as neuronal acetylcholine receptor subunit alpha-9-II. The transcript has 6 exons. The coding region runs from base 1 to 1449 and encodes 482 amino acids. Gene Ontology annotation, biological process: nervous system process; chemical synaptic transmission; monoatomic ion transmembrane transport. Lineage: Eukaryota; Metazoa; Chordata; Actinopteri; Cypriniformes; Cyprinidae. The record is from RefSeq and is a predicted model, not a curated record. Gene Ontology annotation, cellular component: postsynaptic membrane; synapse; neuron projection. Gene Ontology annotation, molecular function: transmembrane signaling receptor activity; acetylcholine-gated monoatomic cation-selective channel activity.